CGCAACAAAAUCGUUUUCUAAAUACAAUUUGAGGUUAGGAAAGCGUCUUGUUUUACAUCUUUAAUUAUUAUUCAGUUGAUAAAUAAUAACCCAAAAUGGCCAAUGGGCCUAUAGCUGAACGAAAUAGAGAUGCUACAAUCUAUGUUGGUGGUUUAGAUGAUAAAGUGACUGAAUCUUUGAUGUGGGAAUUAUUCGUACAAGCAGGGCCUUUAGUUAAUGUGCAUAUGCCUAAAGAUCGUGUUACAAUGAUGCAUCAAGGAUAUGGCUUUGUUGAGUUUAUGGGGGAAGAAGAUGCUGAUUAUGCCAUAAAAAUAAUGAAUAUGAUUAAGUUAUAUGGCAAACCGAUUCGGGUGAAUAAGGCCUCGGCACAUCAAAAAAACUUGGAUGUCGGGGCCAAUAUAUUUAUAGGAAAUUUAGAUCCAGAGGUUGAUGAAAAAUUACUUUAUGAUACAUUCUCGGCUUUUGGGGUUAUUUUACAGACACCCAAAAUAAUGAGAGAUCCUGAAACAGGAAACUCAAAAGGUUUUGCAUUUAUAAACUUUGCAAGUUUUGAGGCAUCAGAUGCGUCGAUUGAAGCUAUGAAUGGCCAAUAUUUAUGUAAUCGGCCAAUUUCUGUAUCAUAUGCUUUUAAAAAGGACGCAAAAGGAGAACGGCAUGGCUCAGCAGCUGAACGACUUUUAGCUGCUCAAAAUCCUUUAUCUCAAGCAGAUCGGCCCCAUCAACUUUUUGCGGAUGCUCCUCCUAUGGGAAUGAUGCCCCCUGGAAUGGCUAUGGCGCCUCCGCCACCACCUGUUAUGCUAGCUGGGAUGAUGCCGCCCCCUCCUCCAACUCCAGCAAAUAUGCAACCGCCACCACCACCUCCUGUUCCACCACCAACAGCUUUUCCAGCAGGAAUUCCCCCACCUCCUCUACCCCCAGUCCAACCUCCACUUCCUCCAGGUGCCCCUCCCGCGCCACCAACUUCCAAUACUCAACCCCCAUUACCCCCCAUGCCAUCUUCUGGACAACCUGGAAGUGGUGCUCCUCCUUUACCCCCAAAAAUGUUACCUCCAUGGCAAGCAGGUACUGGAUUAUCUUUAGCUCCAGGUCCCCCAACGGGUGUACCACCAUUUCAAGGGGGAUUACCACCACCACCACCUCCAGGGCGCCCACCACCACCUAAUUGGAGACCACCCCCACCAAAUUUUGCAGGGGCUAGACCUCCAUUUCCACCAAGAGGUCCACCUCCACCACCACCAAGUAAUAUGGAGGGCAUAACAAAUUUUACUGAGAAUAAUUGGUGAAUUAAAAUAAUUAAAUGUUGGAUUAAUUUUGAAUUGAUUUUGUAAUAAAAGUAACUAACUAU
Molecule: messenger RNA, 1345 nt
Organism: Onthophagus taurus
Lineage: Eukaryota; Metazoa; Arthropoda; Insecta; Coleoptera; Scarabaeidae
Product: Spliceosomal protein on the X
Biological process (GO): positive regulation of mRNA splicing, via spliceosome
Cellular component (GO): precatalytic spliceosome; U2 snRNP; nucleolus
Molecular function (GO): RNA binding
Source: RefSeq, a predicted model, not a curated record